Molecule: messenger RNA, 2610 nt
Organism: Mus pahari (shrew mouse)
Lineage: Eukaryota; Metazoa; Chordata; Mammalia; Rodentia; Muridae
Gene: Ikbkg
Product: inhibitor of nuclear factor kappa B kinase regulatory subunit gamma
Exons: 10
Coding region: 144-1385 (413 amino acids)
Biological process (GO): positive regulation of canonical NF-kappaB signal transduction
Cellular component (GO): cytoplasm; nucleus; IkappaB kinase complex
Molecular function (GO): K63-linked polyubiquitin modification-dependent protein binding
Source: RefSeq, a predicted model, not a curated record
GGGGUUUUCCACUGCAGAGAAAGGAAGGGUGACCGCCUGACUAGGACUUUCUAGGAGCUCCGGUUCUGUCGGAGCGGUCGGAUCCCUCUGCUCCAGCCCUCUUCACUUCUGGCCAACUCUGCUGACAGACACUGUCUUGUUGGAUGAACAAGCACCUCUGGAAGAAUCAGCUGAGUGAGAUGGUGCAGCCCAGUGGUGGCCCAGCAGAGGACCAGGACAUGCUGGGUGAAGAAUCUUCUCUGGGGAAGCCUGCAAUGCUACAUCUACCUUCAGAGCAGGGUACUCCUGAGACCCUCCAGCGCUGUCUGGAAGAGAAUCAAGAGCUCCGAGAUGCUAUCCGGCAGAGCAAUCAGAUGCUGAGGGAGCGCUGUGAGGAGCUGCUGCAUUUCCAGGUCAGCCAGCGGGAGGAGAAGGAGUUCCUUAUGUGCAAAUUCCAGGAAGCCAGGAGGCUGGUGGAGAGACUGAGCUUGGAGAAGCUUGAUCUUCGGAGUCAGAGGGAACAGGCCUUAAAGGAUUUGGAGCACCUGAAGAAAUGCCAACAGGUACAGAUGGCUGAGGACAAGGCCUCUGUGAAAGCUCAGGUGACAUCAUUGCUUGGAGAACUCCAGGAGAGCCAGAGUCGUUUGGAGGCUGCCACCAAGGAACGGCAAACUUUAGAGGGAAGGAUUCGAGCAGUUAGUGAGCAGGUCAGACAGUUGGAGAGUGAGCGGGAGGUGUUACAGCAGCAGCACAGUGUCCAGGUGGACCAGCUGCGCAUGCAGAACCAGAGUGUGGAGGCUGCCUUGCGAAUGGAGCGACAGGCUGCUUCAGAGGAGAAACGGAAGCUGGCUCAGUUGCAGGCAGCCUAUCAUCAGCUCUUCCAAGACUAUGACAGCCACAUUAAGAGCAGCAAGGGCACGCAGCUGGAAGAUCUGAGGCAACAGCUCCAGCAAGCUGAGGAGGCCCUGGUAGCCAAACAGGAAUUGAUUGAUAAGCUGAAAGAGGAGGCUGAGCAGCACAAGAUUGUGAUGGAGACUGUGCCAGUCUUGAAGGCCCAGGCGGAUAUCUACAAGGCUGACUUCCAAGCUGAGAGGCAUGCCCGGGAGAAGCUGGUGGAGAGGAAGGAGUUUUUGCAGGAGCAGCUGGAGCAGCUGCAGCGCGAGUUCAACAAACUGAAAGUUGGCUGCCAUGAGUCAGCCAGGAUUGAGGAUAUGAGGAAGCGGCAUGUAGAGACUUCCCAGCCCCCUUUACUCCCUGCUCCAGCUCACCACUCCUUUCAUUUGGCUUUGUCCAACCAGCGGAGGAGCCCUCCUGAAGAACCUCCUGACUUCUGUUGUCCCAAGUGCCAGUAUCAGGCUCCUGAUAUGGACACUCUACAGAUACAUGUCAUGGAGUGCAUAGAGUAGGAGCAGCAGAUACAAGACCACCUGUAGAACUAUAUCCUAAUCUGUGUGACUUGUGCUUUCCUGUUUCACCUGCAUAGUCCACAGUUAAGGGCUUGAUGUCAAAAAGCAGGCCCCAGGACCUAGCAGGACCCUUGCUUUGGCCCUUUGGUCCUCCAUUAGGGUAAACAGCUCUAUUCAGGGCUGUUUUUGCCCCCCCUUUUUUUUUCUGUGUGCCUGAUCCACUUUGCUUCUGGUGACUUCUUCCCUCUUCUCCCAUAUUCCUAGGGAGUCUAGAAUGGAGACCAGGGGUGCUCAGGGAGCAUCCCUUCUCCAAGCAGGUCUGGGUGCAACUUUUCUUCUCUCCAACUGGUGUCUUUUUUGCCAGUGAACUGCAGGCUCUCCUCCCAGGGCAUGUGGCACUUGGGUCUAUAACAUGUGUUACACCUCUGGUAGACAUGUGGAAAGUAUUCUGUCCUUUUGUUACUGUAAUUAAUGGUGUAGUGAAAGUACUUGUACACUGAUUUAGGGAAGAUGCUUAGAUGUGACAUUGGAUCCUUGCCCUGGAGGAGGUGGGCAGACCUUUGGAUUUUUGCUAUCUCUAAGAUACACUGUUUUUUACUAAAGAAGAACUUAAGUGUCUUUUUCUGGGGCAUGUGGGCCCUUCUUAAUUCCUCUGAUGUAACUUGGAUUUUCAUAAUUCCUACCCAUUUUUCUGUUGGGACAUUACCAUUUGUUCUUGGGCUUUGGAGAGCUUUUUGAUUAUCAAUCAGGUUGGUUUUGACUAUCACAGAAAGUGCACACCUUGUUCCACUUUGAUUGUGUUACUGUUUUGGGGCCUAGAAGCUGUUAUAUACUCCUACUUACCCAUUCUUUACUCCUAUUUUUUGGGGGGGAGCUUUGGAAUUAUGACUGCUUUGUCACCAGAAAGGUAUUUUACAUAUAUGCUUUUCUUUUUCUAGCCCCAGUGUGCUCUUGUUUUUGCCAAGCACAUUGUUGCCCUCUGUGCAUGGUGGUGGCCAUAGUUCAUCACACUCCUGGAGUUUGUGAUCACAUGUUCUUUACCAGCCAAAAUGUCCUAGGGAACCAUUUAGCAGUGACUGAAUGAUUAAAGAAAAGGGAAUACUUCACUUGUUUUGCAAGGUUCUAAACAUUUUGUGGGACCUUACGAUCAUUGGUAUUAGACUUGCAGUUCUAGUAAAGGAAAGGAGGUUGUAGUUGAGAAAGCAAUAAAUAUGCCUUGCUUAUU